Molecule: messenger RNA, 857 nt
Organism: Folsomia candida
Lineage: Eukaryota; Metazoa; Arthropoda; Collembola; Entomobryomorpha; Isotomidae
Gene: Rab11
Product: ras-related protein Rab-11B
Exons: 5
Coding region: 137-790 (217 amino acids)
Biological process (GO): exocytosis
Cellular component (GO): recycling endosome
Molecular function (GO): GTPase activity; GTP binding
Source: RefSeq, a predicted model, not a curated record
AAAAAAAAUAAUAAAUCAUCAAUCGCAUCGCAGCAGCAGCAGUGCAGAGGAAUCAAGUGAAAGAUUUUUAAAAUAUAGUUUAGUAGGAAAGCGUAUUAAUUAAAUUAAGGAGGAAAUAUAUAAAAUCAGAGAAAGGAUGGUGUCCCGGGAUGAUGAGUACGAUUAUCUCUUCAAAGUGGUGUUAAUUGGUGAUUCUGGAGUUGGGAAGUCCAACCUCCUCUCUCGUUUCACACGGAAUGAAUUUAAUUUGGAAUCAAAAUCCACGAUCGGGGUUGAAUUCGCUACAAGAUCAAUCAAAGUGGAUGGGAAGACCAUCAAAGCCCAAAUUUGGGACACAGCGGGACAGGAGAGAUACAGGGCAAUCACGUCAGCUUACUACCGCGGGGCAGUGGGAGCCCUGUUGGUGUACGACAUAGCGAAGCACUUAACGUAUGAAAACGUGGAGCGAUGGCUUCGUGAGCUGCGAGACCAUGCGGAUCAGAACAUUGUCAUCAUGUUGGUGGGUAAUAAAUCGGACUUGCGACACUUGAGGGCCGUGCCAACGGACGAGGCAAAAGCAUUCGCGGAACGACAUCGGUUAAGUUUUAUCGAAACGAGUGCUCUGGAUUCUACGAAUGUCGAAACCGCGUUCCAUAAUAUCCUCACAGAAAUCUACCACAUAGUAAGUCAAAAGCAAUUAAAUUCCACUCCGGCAACGAAUUCCUCAACUGAUCACGUGAUUUUGCCUCGACCAAUUUCUGCUGAAAAUGAAGCCAACAAAUCAAACAAAAAUUGCUGUCAAAAUCUUUAAAAUUAUUUCAUUUAAUUAUUAUGAAAAAAUAAUAAUUAUUCAAACUUUCGCGCCAUAAUUUAAUAAA